Messenger RNA from Lucilia sericata (common green bottle fly), 2621 nucleotides. Its product is annotated as inhibitor of growth protein 1 homolog. Gene Ontology annotation, biological process: positive regulation of DNA-templated transcription. The record is from RefSeq and is a predicted model, not a curated record. NCBI's taxonomy places the organism in Eukaryota, Metazoa, Arthropoda, Insecta, Diptera, Calliphoridae. Gene Ontology annotation, cellular component: nucleus.
AGUAUUCGAACCAAAGCGAAAACAACUCGUUACCCAAUAAAGUAAAUAUUUUGAUAAUUUAGCAAACGUUUAGCCAGUAAAAAUGCAAUAUUUAAGAAAUAUUUUACUUUAAAAAUAUAAAAUUGACCAUUUUUAAUAAAACCAUUAAAAACUUUUCCGAAAAAGCAACAAGUUCUAUAAACAAAUACAAAAGCGAAAAAAGUACAGUGUUUUUGUUUGCGUACUACUUUCCCAACUAGAGAAGAAGAAGGAAGCAGACGAACGACCAACGAAAACAAAAGCAACAAAAAAAGAGUAGUUGUGUGUACUAAAGAGUUUAUACAACACUAACAAAAAAAUUUACAAAAUAUAAUUCCACCAAAAAAGACGAAAAAAAGCUGUACAAGCUUAAGCGGAGGGAGCUGUAAUAGAAAACGCGUCGACUGUUUGGCAAAUGGUGUUAGAUGAACAGCAAAAUACGCGCAAUUAUUAUUUUAACAAAAUAUUGUAGUUGAAUAAAGUUGAAUUAAAAAGCCUUAAAGUAAACAAGACUGGCUGAAUUGUGGGAGAAAAUGGAUGAGGCCUUGUACUCGGCCACUUAUGUGGACAAUUAUAUUGAUUCAGUGGAGAAUCUACCCGAUGAUGUGCAACGACAUCUAUCGCGUAUACGGGAUAUCGAUGUCCAAUACAGAAACCUCCUGCGUGAUGUGGAUCAUUAUUAUGACCUGUGGAGAUCUUUGCAAAAUUGUGGUGAAUCAAAUUCGGGACGGCGAGCUCGUUCGGUAACACGCAUGCAACAGAGCUUGAUACAGGCUCAGGAAUUGGGCGAUGAGAAAAUGCAGAUUGUAACACAAUUGCAGGAAUUAAUAGAUCAUAAGACACGCCAGCUGGAUACGGAUCAAAAGAAUCUCGAUAUAAAAGAGGAUAAAGAAGACAUGCAAAUGCAAAUCGAUGAGUGUGGAGGUGCGCCCACUUCGCAGAAACAAACGCGCACGCAAAGUCCCUCAAGGGCACUGGAGGGUAGUGCAGGAAAUACCAAUGGUUAUGGAGCCUCUAAUUCUGCCUUAAACUCCACCGCUGGUGGUGGCAAUUCUACACCCAAUUCCGAACGUUCGGGUAAUAGCAAUGCCGGUGGUAAUUCGAAUGGCAAUAGCAAUUUGCCAGGCAAUUUAGAAAAUCAACGUGGCAACAGCAAACGCUCCAGACGCCGUAAUGAUACGGUCUGCAACAUGGAAUUGGGUGGCAAUGAAUCUAAUUCUGCCAAUGAGGGAGGCGGUAGCAAUGGUGGUGAUCGUAAUCUAGCACAAAAAUCCUCUAAUAUGGGUGGUGGUGCUCAGAAAAAGAAUUCGGCACAAAAUCAAGCGGGUUCUUCUGCUGGUUCGAGCAAUAUUGCUGGAGCUGGCUCAAGUUCGGGUAAUGGUGGAGGAGCGAAUGGUGGUGGUGCUGCUGCCAGUUCAAAUGCUGGCAACAAUAAUUCGGGCAAAAAGAAGAAACGUAAGGCGCGUGGUGGCGGCGGUGGAGCUGCAGGAGGUGGUGGUGGUACUAACACUCAGUCAUCGGCGACGGCUCAGGCUACACCGCGUGAAGAUACACCGCCACCGGAUCCAAUCGAUCCCGAUGAACCGACCUAUUGUGUUUGUAAUCAGGUGAGUUAUUCUUCUCUUUUUGAAUGCUCAAUGUUGUGCCCCAUUGAAUGGUUCCACUUCUCUUGUGUAUCAUUGGUUCUAAAACCGAAAGGUAUGGUAUUGCCGAAUUGUCGUGGUGAUCGUCCGAAUGUUAUGAAACCGAAGGCUCAAUUUCUUAAAGAACUCGAACGUUAUAAUAAAGAAAAAGAGGAAAGACGUAAAUAUGAUGAAAAGUUAGCAUAAGAUCUCUCUAACCAAACACACACCAACACAAACACACGUAACCCACAACAACAACAAAAAACUGCUAUGAUUAAAAUUUUCCUUAAACUAAAAAACAAAUUCCUUUAAACUAAAAUACUUAUUUAACAGUAAGGAAAACUGGUUGUUUAUUUGCUUUAUGGCAUUAAAAAUAGAAAGGAUUUUCAUUUUAGUUUAUUUAAUAACAAAAAGAAUUUUGUUUAGUUUUUCUUUCUUAUAUAUGUUUUGUUAUGGCAAGGGAAUAUUUAAAUAUUAAGUUUUAUAAACAUAUUUUUUUUAAUUAAAAAUUACACUUGGCAAUACACACACACCCACAAACACACAGAUUAUUACUUAGCUAUAUAAAAAUGAAUUUGUUUAAAGAAAUAACAAAAAAUUGUUAAAUAUCUCAAGACCAGCAGCUAUUUUAUUAAAUAGAGCACAUAAUUUGUUUGUUUUCUUUUCACUUUUCUUUCUAACAAGGACUCGUUUUAUAUACUUACAUAAUAUGUAAAUUUGAAAACUUAGCUACAAUUUAGUAAAAAAAAAAACAAAUAAAAUAUUUAAAAAAAAUCUAAUUUUCUUUAGCUUACUUAACGUUUAAGAAUAAUAGCUUAAAAACCUGUAGCAAAAACAAUAUUAUUUGUUAAUAAAAAUAUAAAGUAAAGAGUCCUUUACGUUUUCUUCAAAUUGUAUAAUUUCUUUUUAAUACUAUCAUUUUUAAUUUACUUUAAAAGUUUAUUAAUUAACAUUUUUUAUAUUUUAUAAAUACCACAU